Molecule: messenger RNA, 685 nt
Organism: Momordica charantia (bitter melon)
Lineage: Eukaryota; Viridiplantae; Streptophyta; Magnoliopsida; Cucurbitales; Cucurbitaceae
Product: auxin-induced protein AUX22
Biological process (GO): regulation of DNA-templated transcription
Cellular component (GO): nucleus
Source: RefSeq, a predicted model, not a curated record
UUUUCCAUACCCCUCCAACCCCUUUCUUUCAACAAAUACAAUGGCAAAAGAUCAAGCCCUCGGACUCGAGAUCACCGAGCUUCGUCUCGGCCUCGGUCUCCCCAGCAACAGCGACAAGAACGAGAAGAAACGAGCCUACGCCGAUAUCGUCGAGGGGAAAAAUAAUAACACGAGUAAGGGCCACGUCGUCGGGUGGCCACCGGUGCGUUCGUAUCGGAAAAAGAAUAGCUUUGGAAAUAAGGAGUUGAACGAGAACGAGAACGAGAACUCGAAAAUGUACGUGAAGAUUAGCAUGGAUGGAGCUCCAUUUCUUCGUAAGCUUGACUUGGGUUCCCAUAAAGGAUACCCGGAUCUUGCCCUCGCUCUUGAGAAGCUUUUUGCUUGCUUUGGAGCUGGGAAGACAUUAAAGCAUGGAGAAAGUUCUGAUUACGUUCCCAUUUAUGAGGACAAAGAUGGGGACUGGAUGCUUGUGGGAGACGUUCCUUGGGAGAUGUUUAUUGAAUCGUGCAAGAGGCUGAGGAUAAUGAAGAGAUCGGAGGUCAGAGGGUUCGGCCUGCCAUUCAAAGAUUUAUGAGGAGAAACAAGAUGAUGCUAUUUUACUAGAGAAAGAUUUAUUUCGAUUAAUUUUUAAAUUUUGUAAUAUUUUGGUUAAUUGUUAUGACUUCAUUUUGUUUAAAAAUAGACA